Molecule: messenger RNA, 3381 nt
Organism: Histoplasma mississippiense
Lineage: Eukaryota; Fungi; Ascomycota; Eurotiomycetes; Onygenales; Ajellomycetaceae
Product: DNA polymerase gamma
Exons: 3
Coding region: 1-3381 (1126 amino acids)
Biological process (GO): mitochondrial DNA replication
Cellular component (GO): gamma DNA polymerase complex; mitochondrion
Molecular function (GO): DNA binding; DNA-directed DNA polymerase activity; 3'-5' exonuclease activity
Source: RefSeq, a predicted model, not a curated record
AUGGGGAGAGUUUUAGCCCAGACCACCAGACAUCAACGUUUGGACUUCCGAUGGUAUACUGCCGAAGCGUCUGCUUCCCCUGGUGUGGGGGAAAAACUGCAGACACUAGCAGUUCCCUCCACCGCCCGCUUUAAUGAAAUCGGGGUCCAGCAGUUAAGCAGCCAUGUCCACUCGCAAAUCUUUCUACGGGAACCCACUCCCCCCAAUCCGGAAUUAAUCGAGCUUUCAAAGGAUCAUCUUUCUCGCCAUGAUUUGCUUGGUAAAACUCAGGAAGGCUCGAACCCAAUUGCCUUUGAUAUUCCCCCUCUCGAAGGUCAAACGAUGGAUGAGCAUUUUUACAAAUUAGGAAUGGAUUGUUCAGAACCUUACUUGACAAAUGCAAAACAAUAUGCAAAGAUUGAUCUCCCGCCCAUACCGAAAAAGUGGAUCAGGAGGAGUGGAUGGACGAAAUAUAAUGCUAAUGGGACAAGCGAGGCUGUUGAUGCACCCAACGAAGAGAUGAUAACAUUUGACACCGAAGUAAUGUGGAAAGAUUCUUCGUUUGCGGUAAUGGCGUGUGCGGCGAGUCCUAGUGCAUGGUAUGCCUGGUUGUCACCUUAUCUUCUCGGCGAGACAGAAAACGAACGACAGCUUAUUCCGCUUGGUUCUCCAUCUCAAGCCCGAAUCAUUGUCGGGCACAAUGUUGGAUAUGACCGUGCAAGGACUUUGGAAGAAUACAACAUCAAGAAGACCCGCAACUUCUUCAUUGAUACUAUGUCCCUUCACGUUGCCGUUAACGGGAUGUGCUCCCAACAGCGGCCCACCUGGAUGCGGCAUAGGAAAAAUCGAGACCUUAGGGAUAAACUCCUCAAAGAAAAUAAUUCGAUUGAACUUGCCGCGCUUCUUGAGAACAAACUGCUUACAGAAGAAGAGGAAGAGCUCUGGGUAGGCAGGAGCUCGGUCAACUCAUUACGUGACGUUGCUAAAUUCCACUGCAAUGUUACAAUAGAUAAAGCCCAGCGGGAUCAUUUCGGUGAUCUCGAUCGCUCUGGUAUCCUGGAGCGACUCGACGAGCUUCUAGAUUAUUGUGCAGCCGAUGUCUCGAUUACCCAUCGUGUUUACAAACAGGUUUUCCCCAACUUUUUAGAGGUAUGCCCGCAUCCGGUUAGUUUUGGAGCUUUGCAACACCUUUCCUCUGUUAUUUUGCCUGUAAACAAUACCUGGGACGAAUACUUGAAAAAUGCGGAGGAGACCUAUCAACGCCGCCUGGAAUAUGUACAGAAGCGGCUGGUGGAACUUUGCGACAAUGCGUUAGCCGUGAAGGAUAAACCCGAAGUAUACGAGAAUGACCCAUGGUUACGGCAAUUGGACUGGUCCGGACAGGAAAUAAGAAUGGUUAAAGGGAGGAAGAAGGGUGACCCUCCUCGACCUGCUGCAAGACAGAAAAUGCCUGGAAUGCCAAAAUGGUACAAAGCCCUCUUUCCGACAAGCACCUCCGCUAUUAACCUGAGUGUUCGCACACGUUUGGCACCAAUUCUCUUGAAACUCUCAUGGCUUGGAUACCCACUUGUUUGGUCGGAUGUACAUGGAUGGACUUUCCAGGUUCCCAAAGGAGAAAUAAAGAACUUCGAGAACCAGGCAGUUGCCCCAUGUAACAUGGCUGAAGAGAAGAAUCUUAGUCUUCGAGAUGAUAGAGAGCAUUUAUAUUUUAAACUCCCACACAAGGAUGGACCCGACGCUCGCUGCUCGAGUCCGCUUGCGAAAGGGUAUUUACAGUAUUUUGAAGGAGGAAAACUUUCCUCCCAAUUUGCCCUAGCUAAGGAAGCAUUGGAAAUGAACGCUUCGUGUUCUUACUGGAUCAGUGCGAGGGACAGAAUUAUGAGCCAGAUGGUAGUUUAUCACAACGACAUCGAACGACUUCAAAACAAAUCGUCAUCGAAUUCCACCUUGAAGCAGGGCUAUAUAUUACCGCAAAUUAUCCCAAUGGGCACUAUUACUCGACGAGCGGUGGAAAACACCUGGCUAACUGCGAGCAACGCUAAAGCUAAUAGGGUGGGAUCCGAGCUUAAAGCCAUGGUCAGGGCACCCCCAGGCUAUGUUUUUGUUGGCGCAGACGUGGAUUCUGAGGAGCUCUGGAUUGCCAGCCUUGUGGGGGACGCACAGUUUCAGAUUCACGGAGGAAACGCCAUCGGCUUCAUGACACUGGAAGGGACAAAAUCAGCUGGUACAGAUUUACAUUCGAAAACGGCGAACAUCCUGGGAAUCUCUCGGAACGAUGCCAAAGUUUUCAAUUAUGGCCGAAUUUAUGGAGCAGGCCUCAAAUUUGCAGCCACGCUCCUUCGCCAAUUUAACCCUUCUAUGUCAGAACAAGAGACAAAACGGGUUGCUGCGAAUCUAUACAAGGAAACCAAGGGUACCCGAACCAAUCGAAAGAUAUUGAGUGACAACCCUUUUUGGAGGGGAGGCACCGAAUCAUUCGUAUUCAAUAAGCUUGAAGAGUUCGCGGAACAAGAGAGACCGAGGACGCCUGUACUUGGAGCAGGUAUCACAGAAGCCCUCAUGCGCCGCUUCAUCAACAAGGGAAGCUUCAUGACAUCGCGAAUAAACUGGGCGAUUCAAUCAUCUGGUGUGGACUAUUUGCACCUGCUCAUCAUCUCCAUGGACUUCCUUAUUCGGCGAUUCAAUUUGGACGCACGUCUUGCAAUUACUGUCCACGAUGAAAUCAGAUAUUUGGUUAAAGAACAUGACAAGUACCGCGCCGCGAUGGCGUUACAGGUUGCGAACCUCUGGACUCGAGCUAUGUUCUCGCAAGAGAUGGGGAUUGAUGACCUCCCUCAGUCAUGUGCUUAUUUCUCUGCUGUUGAUAUUGAUACGGUGCUGAGAAAGGAGGUUGACAUGGAUUGCGUUACCCCGUCUCACCCCAACAAAAUACCCCACGGUGAAAGCUUGGAUAUCGAAAACCUCCUCAAAAAAGGUUUCGAGGCCCAGUUGGAUCCUUCCAUUGAACCUACUAGCCUUCCUACCCCAGAAAAAUACCACUACACCCCCCGAAAACCCGUCCUGUCUUCCUUACAGAGCUCCCGAGAUCCAAAUUAUAUAAAAGCGCAGAUAUGCAAUGACGACAAGGAACUUCGCGAAAUUAUCAAGGGGAUGACCAUGAAAUCUUCACAGCCCGCGUCCAAUUCCUCAUCAUCAGUUACAAAAUCGACAACAUCUUAUGCUCGGAGCCGGCGAACUAAAUCAACUAUACCCCCACACGCCGAGCCACAAAGGGCAAUUCUCAUGGAAGUCCAGCCUGCACUGCUCAACGGCUCGACGAAGCAAGCGGCCAACUUUGUGAAAUCGCCACAUUUUAGUGCCCAUCGAGCCGUAUGGAAACCAAGGCCGUCGCCGGGCCCAUGA